Molecule: messenger RNA, 1254 nt
Organism: Bicyclus anynana (squinting bush brown)
Lineage: Eukaryota; Metazoa; Arthropoda; Insecta; Lepidoptera; Nymphalidae
Gene: Ttc19
Product: tetratricopeptide repeat protein 19 homolog, mitochondrial
Exons: 1
Coding region: 274-1251 (325 amino acids)
Biological process (GO): mitochondrial respiratory chain complex III assembly
Cellular component (GO): mitochondrial inner membrane
Molecular function (GO): protein binding
Source: RefSeq, a predicted model, not a curated record
UGACACUGACAAGAGUGACAAGUGACAGGCGACAGCAGAAUCUAAAAUUCAAACUUUUUACUUUAUUAUAGUAUUGUUAUUUUGUAAUUUAGAAAUAAAAAAUAAACAAAAUCAGAUGUUUCUGUUUACUGUUCAGUAAAGUUAGUAAGCCCUAUUAAGAAAUAAAAGUGCAAUACAUCGAAGAAGCAAAAUUAAGCAGUAAUGCAAGCCUAUAAUCUUAUGUAACUAUUGCGGUUCGUCGUGCCGUAUUGGUAUAAUAUUUAAUUUUAUAGAAUGACGUCGAGGUACAGAUAUUUCUGGAGAAGAUUUAUGCACAUAAAUUUUAACUACAAACUAGUUCCCCAUAUAAAGUUAAAUAAAACACAACAGAAUGGCACUCUGCCAUGCACAGUUGGUUUCUCGGUCCUAACGUUGUUGGGAUUUGAAAAAAAAAUGAACGCCGAAGACGAGCUCAUUUUAACGAUUAAGCACUGCAUACUUUUUGUCCAAAGAGGUGAGUUUGACAAAGCAGAACAACUUCUACAUGUUGCACUAAAACAAGCACAACAAAUUAGUCACCAACUGGGUGUAACGUACAUUUACGACGUGAUGGCGAACUUAGCUCUCGAAAGGGAACAGUAUGAUAAGGCCAAACGACUAUUUAUUGCGGUAACACAGAGAAUUAUGGCAGACGGGGCCACUGAGGAUGACCUUCGUGUUAUACAUAUUAGUGUUAAGUUAGCAAGAAUUAGUCAUAUGAUGAAAGAGUAUUCUACAGCGCAACUUGGCUUUGAAUGGUGUAUAGACAAACUAAAUAAUGCUUACAAAAAAGAUCCUUCAGAAGACAACACAAAAUUACUUGCAAUGGCAGAAGAUUGGUAUGGUCGGCUGUUUUUAGAUAACAACAAAACUGAAAUAGCUUAUCAAUAUAUGAAGAAAGCCUACGAAAGAAUGAAAGAUUUAGUUGAUAUUGAUCAAGAGCAUCUAAUCAUACAAUUAAAUGACCUGGGUACUGUUUGUGAUCUAUUGGGCAAAGCUGACGAAAGUAUAGAAUAUUAUUCAAAUGCAAUUGAUCUUGGCAAAAAAUUUCCUGAUAUGCAUGACUUGGGUGCAAUGUACGUUAACCUAGGAAGAGCUUACAUAAAGAAAAACAUGUUGGAUAUAGCACGAAAAUCAUGCGGACAAGCUUGGAAGCUAGGUGUCACUACAAAAAAUAAUGAUGUAAAACGUGAAGCAGAACUUUGUAUACAAGAAAUAAGAGGCAUGUCUUAAAUA